Messenger RNA from Platichthys flesus (European flounder), 6062 nucleotides. RefSeq names its product sterol regulatory element binding transcription factor 2 (gene srebf2). Bases 267 to 3902 code for a protein of 1211 amino acids. Gene Ontology annotation, biological process: positive regulation of transcription by RNA polymerase II; positive regulation of cholesterol storage. Gene Ontology annotation, cellular component: nucleus. Gene Ontology annotation, molecular function: protein dimerization activity; RNA polymerase II cis-regulatory region sequence-specific DNA binding; DNA-binding transcription factor activity, RNA polymerase II-specific. The transcript has 21 exons. The record is from RefSeq and is a predicted model, not a curated record. Lineage: Eukaryota; Metazoa; Chordata; Actinopteri; Pleuronectiformes; Pleuronectidae.
GUAAGACGCGUGAAGCAAGAUGGCGUCGCCUGAAGCUUAAAUCGGUGUAAAUGACUUUAUCUCCGUGAAGUCGCGCCUCCCCCGAGGCUCCGGUGCUGUUUCACGGUUGUUCCGGUUAAGAGAACCCUCCUCUACCGGGUACGUGUGGUCGCAGGGCGCCGCUGAGCUCCAGAGGACAGCCCGCGGACCGUGUCUCUUCUCCCCCCCCCCACCCCGCGACCCUCCACCAGCAGCCGGGGAGGCGAGCUGCUGUCAGCCGGGACAGGAUGGACACCGGGGAGUACAUGGAGACCAUGGACUCCACGUUAUCGGAGUUAGGGGACGAGUUCACGUUGGGGGACAUCGACGAGAUGCUGCAGUUUGUCAGCAACCAAGUGGGGGACUUCCCCGACUUGUUUGAGGACCAGAUGAACCCAACGGGCUCGCUACAGAGCGGCGGGGCCACUGUCACCCCGCGUCCCGCCGUUCAAACCCCUCAAGCCCCCCCAACCCCCCAGACACCAACCCCAGUUACCUACCUGAACCCCAGCGUUACCCUCACCUGCCCACAGACACUAUCUCCCCAGUCUUUACCCCUCACCCCUCCCCUCACCCCCGCCCAAGCCCCCUCCCCUAUCGCCGCCUCCCCUGUGCAGCAGCAGGUGACCCGCAGCCCUCCGCUCCUUCAGCCUCGGCCUCAGGUGGUCCAGCCCAUCCAGCCUCAGCCCCAACAGACAGCUCAGCCUACCAUCCAGGUAUCAACUAUCAUACCACUUGCACGCGAGACUUGGAUGCACACCCAGGGGAUCCCGAUGCAGACCCAGAGCUUCCCGGUCCACACCUUACUUCAGACUCAAUGCCAGACGCCCAUCCAGACCCAGGCGGGGCAAACUGUGAUGAUCGCCCCUAACGGUGGGCAGUCGCGUUUCAUCCAGAGCCCUGUGAUCUGCCACCAGGGUUCUACUCCUGGGUUCCAAGUCAUCCAACCACAGAUGCAGAGCAUCAUGACGUCACCACAGCUCCAGCCAUUGACCAUUCAGCAUCAGCGACUUCUGACUCCAACUGGUCAAACCAUCCAGACUCUGUCUGCAGCACCGACCACAGUCCACACUAUGCAGCAGCAGAUGCAGCAGGUGCAGCAGGUCCUAGUCCAGCAGCCUCAGCUUCUGAAAACAGAUUCGCUGGUUCUCACAACUCUCAAACCAGAUGGCACUCAGGUGCUGUCGACCAUGCAGAGCCCCAACGGGAUCACCACCUUGACCACGCCCCUCCAGAACACUCUGCAAGUCCCGCAAGUAAACAAUUCAAGGGAUCUGAUUGGCUGCUAUCUGUCCGCCAACAGCACGCUGAUGAGCAGCAACAUCCUGACCACCGUCCCUAUGGUGAUGGGCGGAGGAGACAAGCUGCCAAUCAAGCAGCUGCAGCCUGGCUCCUCCCACUGCACAACUGUAGCCAGAUCAAAUGUGGAUCACGGCUUCAUGAACAUGGGAGUACUGGGCCCGGGAGGAGUGGUGAAGGAGGGCGAGAGGAGGACGACACACAACAUCAUCGAGAAGAGGUACCGCUCCUCCAUCAAUGACAAAAUCCUCGAGCUGAGAGACCUGGUCAUGGGCAACGACACAAAGUCUGCAUGCCUUGCUUCCCAGAUGCAUAAAUCCGGAGUGCUCAGGAAGGCCAUCGACUACAUCAAAUACUUGCAACAGGUCAACCACAAACUACGGCAGGAGAACAUGGCCCUUAAAAUGGGAAACCAGAAGAACAAGCCAGUGACGCUGUCGGAGGAUGUGGACCUCAAACAGGAAAUAGUCAUGAUGUCACCUCCGGCCUCGGACUCUGGCUCCGGUUCCCCCGAGCAGUUCUCUCCUUACUGUGUUGACUCGGAGCCCGGCAGUCCCUUACUGGAUCACGACAAGGUGAAGAGUGAGCCAGAUUCUCCCUCCACCGUCGGAGUGAUGGAUCGUUCUCGACUGCUUCUCUGUGCCCUCACCUUCUUCUGCCUCUCUCUGAACCCGCUGCCCUCUCUUCUGGGCUCUGAGGACUCAGGGAGCCACGGCCUCUCUGCCGGCCAUGGGCCAUCGAGAACGCUCGUCUGGUUCCCAACACACACACAGGACUUCGCGUCCUGGCUGCGGUGCCUGCUACCAUGGGUGAUGGUGUGGGUGCUGAGUGGGGUGGGAGCCGUGUGGGGCUGUGUCAGGGUGCUCUACCUGUGGGAGCCCGUCACACUCCUCCACUCCCCGAAGUCUGUGUCCUUCUGGAGGCAUCGCAAACAAGCCGACCUGCAUCUCAACAGGGGAGAUUACAAGGCAGCACUGGUUAGUUUGGAGACCUGCUUGGCCGUCUUGACCCGCGCUCUUCCCUCAACCAAUCUGGACCUGGUCUGCUCGCUUUCCUGGAAUCUUAUUCGCUACUGCCUGCAUCGUCCAACUCCUCUGGGAUGGCUGGUUCACCAGGUCAGAGGACAGCACGAGGGAGAGGAGGCUCGGACGAGUGCGAAGGACGCGGCUCUGGUUUAUCACCGUCUGAGCCAGCUGCAGCUCACAGGAAAGUUGCCUCAGCGAAGCAGCCUGUGGGCUUUGUCUCUCUCUCUCAGCGCCGUCAACCUCAGCGAGAGCGCCCGAGGCAAGAUGGCCCCUGCUCAGCUCACCCAGAUCUACGUCACUGCAGCGACCGCCCUGCGCACACUGCUGGGCCACCACCUCUCCUUUCUGCCUGGUUACCUGCUGAGCUGUGCUGAGAGUGUGGCCAGCCACUCAGACACCAAGCCGAUCCCCGACUGCCUCCGCUGGCUCUUCACCCCAUUGGGCCGGCAGUUCUUCCUGAGCUGUGAUUGGUCAGUGAAGUCAGAGUGCAGCGACAGCGUGUACACUUCUCAGAGAGAUUCGGUCGACCCCAUCGCCCAGCUGCACCGCUGUUUCUGCAGGAAGCUUCUGGAGCGAGCCGUUCACACCCUCAUUCAGCCGCAGAGCGACUCCGAAGCAGGCAAACGCAAGAAUGACUCUGGGGAGUUUUCAAGUGCUAUGGAGUUCCUCCAGUUGUUGAACAGCUGCACAGAGGACUCUCCUUCCCUGCCUCCGCCCUUCUCGACUCCUCCCAAUCACAUCACCACAUCAGUGGGAGACCCGGUGAGUCGCUGGUGGGCCCUGGUCCUGAAGGCUGCGGUGCACUGGCUGCAGGGAGACGACGUGGCAGUGAGGUCACUGCUGGCCGAGGCAGAGCGAAUGCCGAGGGCUCUGCACACGCUCGACCACUCUCUUCCCAAGGCUGUGCUGCUGCUUUGCAAAGCGGUUCAGAUGAGUCUGUUGCCCCUGAAGGGAGAAGGAGCAGUGGCCUGUCUGUCCCACUGUGACAGAGCCAGCAGCCACCUGCGCGCCAGCAUCUCCGAGCCACUCGCCCAGUCGGGCAACUGGCUGAACAAGGGGGUGGAGCUCCUGGUGUGCGACCUCCUGCUGACCUUGAGGACCAGUUUGUGGCAGCGAGGCGGCAGCAGCAACGGAGAGCCCGGCCCGGCCCCUGGAUCCCAGUUGGCUGGUUUUCAGAGGGACCUCAGCGCGCUCAGGAAGCUCACACAGUGCUACAGGCAGGCGCAACACAAGGUGUUUCUCCAUGAGACCACAGUGAGGCUAAUGGCCGGUGCCAGUCCCACAAGGACGCACCAGCUGCUGGAGCACAACCUCCGACGCAGGACACCCAACUCCUACACAGCCGGUGAGUGUGUCCUGGGCGAGAGGGAGAGGGCCCACGCCAUCCUGCUGGCCUGCCGCCACCUGCCCAUGCCCCUGCUAACUCCGCCCGGGCACCGCGCCCGCCUGCUGGCCGAGGCCAAACGCACCCUGGAGCGGGUGGGCGACCGCCGCUCCCUGCAGGACUGUCAGCAGAUCCUGCUGCGCCUCAGCGGGGGCACGACCAUCGCAGCCUCCUGAACAAAUACGACUUAAAAACCCCCGACUCAUCCACCAACACGUAAUUCUGUACCUGUCACAUGUUCCCACCCUCACGCUGAUCCACGCAUAUAUGGAUUUGUCUACCGCAGCCUUGUAUCCACACAGCAGCUACACAUCUGCUCCUCUAACUCUUAGUUGCCCUUUUGCAGCACAAUCACGCCACCUUCUGGCCAUUAAUGGUAUCACGCCGGCUAACUGCCUCAUUUUAAACAAUGCUUAACAACAAGGGAAAUCAGGUGAAAUAGGCCCCACAGGGAAAAGGGAGCACGAACUCAUAGCUUGAAUAGAUGCAGUGCAUUGAUUAGCUGUAGGAAGCCGAGCUGUACAAUCAUUUCUGCCAAACGGUAACUGUUUAAUAUCUCAGUAAACUUGCAAGCUUCUAUUAAAGGGCUUCAGUCUGUUCAAGAGUGGACUGCCCUGACCUGUUGAGCAAGGCUGUGCUGGGGGCUGCAGACAGAGAGUGGCCUGCACAGUCUCUUCUUAUCUACCUCAUACACAGCACAAAGCCAGCACUGUCCUGCUGAGCAUCACAGGACACUUCAGUCAGUUGUCCUGAAUUUGAAUCAAGUGACUGUUUGAGGAGAUGCAGGGAAGCAGUCGAUUGUGGGAUAAUAAGAAACAACAGACACACAGAAACUCACCAGCACUACAGGUCAAAGGUUUAAGAACGUCUCAAUUCUUCCAGCUGCUUUUUUAAAAUUAGAGAUUUAAUCCUGGAAUCUUCUUGUUCAAUUGCAUUAAAUCUUCUUUUUAUUUUUACUCACUCACAAACACAAUUAUGGCAUCAAGUAUUUCGUUUUAAUCCGAUCAGUGUUGAAGAAGUUCCCACGUACUGGUUUUGUGUUGACCUUCGGGUCAGUUCAUCACAAACCAGCAGCACGAGGUUUGGAUCUGAAGACUGUGCUGCUCUGCAUCACGUGAAGCCUCCACCCGCUUCUCGUCUCCAGUGUUUUGACUCAUAAGAAUCUAACAGCCACACUACUCCCUGCAGUAAUCAAUAAACUUAAAUAAACUUUAUUUUUACUUUAGGCUGUAAACAGAUUUACCUUUGUUCUAUUUCAGUGGUAAAGUGAGGAAGUCUAAAACCUUUGACCAGUGGUGCACAUAAGACAUGAAUUGCAUACACACAAUGUGAUUGUAUAUAGUUUGUAAAUAGGCAGAAAGCAGAAGUAGAAUUCUUACGCGCUGCUUGAGAGAAGAAGAACAAAAGAACUGUAACACGUAGAAUCUGGCUCCGGUCGGUCGGACCAGGAGAGUCCAGUUCACCAGGGAGUUCAGCCGCGAUACGUUUUUCCACUGGUAACAAAUCGUCGGUAAGAGUUCAGGCAGAAUAGUCGACCUCUCUGCUGUGGGGGGGGGGGGGUCCUAUCGCGUCAUGGUGGGAAGAUUGACUGCAACACAGCAGUGACGUGAGAAGUUGUAGUUCUUGGAAUACGAUGUCCAUAUAUGAUGUAAAGCUCUCAAGCAAAUGGCCUUGAUGUUAUGUAAAAAGUUGAUGAGUUUGUUUUCAUCAUAUUUGAAUUGAUGGAGGAGUUUUAGCUUUGUGAAAAAAUCUUUUGUCUACUUUGCUUUUUAUUCAGUCAUUCACGUUUAUUUCCUUUGCUCUGAUGACCUUAUUUAAUGUUUAUGUGAUAUUAAUAUAAAUGCAAUCCUUGGUUGGGAAAGGAGCAGUUUUAUCGCAUUUUAUUAUUGUCGUUAUUUUAUGGUUAAAAGAAGCCGAGGGUCAGAAACUGUCAGAGGGAGAAGCUCUACGAGGAAGAUGUGUAUUUCAUUGAAGAGGUCCGGCCUGCGUUUGAAUAAAUAGCCAGAAUGUUUUGGAUCCUGCUGCAAUUUCUUUGUCGUUUGUCCAGUUCGAGCAAACGCACACUCGUGCUAUUAGAAUUUUCCAGAACUCUGUCUUCCAGGUCAACUUGAGCUGUCAAAACGUCCCGUCAGGAGUCCGGAGUCCAGCUACAGAAGAAGAAGAAAGCAGCGCUCAACCAGCCGUUAGCAGGCUGCAGUUACUAUCAAUAGGAUGUUAUAGGUUUUCUUUUUUCUUUUUUGCUUCUUCCCCUUGAUGUAUUUUAUUGUCUGGACUUUUGUGUUAAUUUUGAUGUUUGUUUUAUAAUAAAACAACACAUGAUAGUUGCUGGCAAAUAG